AAUCAUUUGUCACGUGGUGGAUGUGUGGUGGCCAAUAUUUUGCAAUGGACCUCCACUACUUAAAUAAAAAAAGUUCUAGUUGAAGUUAAACGAGUUUUUAAGGGUGUUUUUACAGUUCUAGUGACUGAUUAACAAGAUUUCUAUAUUAUUUACAGGAGAAACAGCCUUGAGAACCUGGCUUAUCAUCUCUGUGGGCUUUGAAAACAGUCAUAGUGAGAGAGCAAAGGUUUUCUGAAUACGGGACUCUGUAGUGGUUGGAUGCCCUUCUCUUUCACUCCCUGACAGGUUUGUGAGGCCAACAGAGGUCAGAAUGGCAGGGGAGGCCAGACGGGGCAGUGUGGCGUCUUCCCUGCUGACAGAGUUGAGUGGGGCGCCCUCUGUCACUGAGGAUGAGAUAGCAGGACUCAGCAUGGAGCAGCUGGAGAGUGUUGGGGCAGAGCUGCAGGCGCUGUGUUUGCUGCUGCAGGCGGAGGUGGAUCUAUACAUGCGUUAUCUGAGCAGCCAGGUGCAGGAGGAGGUGCCGCAGGGAAGUCCCUCCAUAGCAGCUGCAUCUGGGUCUGGUACAGCCACACCCUCUGUCUCCUCCCUGGACGUGCGGGGGCUGCGGAGAGGCCAGGUGGUGACGCGAGGGACCACCCGAGCGGCUGCCAGGCUGUCGGAGCGGCAGAAGACUCGUCUGUGGCAGCGGGAACUGGAGAUUGUGCUGGCCAACAAGAGGAAGCGAGAAAAGGUGUGGCAGCAGGAGCUCCAUAAGUACCAGGUGUCAGUGCUGGAGGCUGAGGCGUGCCAGAAGGACCUACAGAAGGCACAGGAGGGGGUGGCACAGCUGAUGGCUGGCACAAGGAGACUCACCUUUGACCAGAUACACAAGUUCAUGGAGGAGCAGCUGCGGGUGUGGCUGAAGCAGGCAUCACAGGUGUGGGUGCAGGUGUCCCUCCUCCGUGGUGACCUGAGCAAGGCCAGGGUGAAAAGGGAGAGGAGGCGAGGUGGUCAUGAUCCAACCGGGCACCCUGUAUCACAGAUCAACUUCCUGAAGCAGCAGCUGGAGCACUCAGAGGUGAAGGCAAGAGUGGAGAGCAAUCGGGGGGUGCUGUCUGACCUCCUGCAGCAGCUAGAGAGAGACAGGCGGCGAGUAAUGAACUUGGAGGAAGAGAACCAGAGGCGUGCGGCAAGGCUGGAGGAGCUGCGGCGUGCUGUGAAGGAGGCAGAGCGGGAGGUGGGCCGCCUCAGCCUCACCUCCGGCAGAAUUGAGGCAAGGGUGCAAAGGGUGAACACCUCCACCAAGAGCAAACUUCUCACCUUGAAAUCUUCACCACUGCAGCCAACUCAAGUGGAGGAGUACCUGCAACUCAGUGACAAUGUCCGCAAGUUGAGGAAGGAAGUGGCAUGGUGGAAGAGGAGAGCAGGGGAUCCAGUGUGAUCCUGUGUGACUUUCAAAAUCUCAGAACAUAGCUACAAGAUUAAAAGACUGCUUGACUGAAGGGCAUGAGGUAACGGAGAUCAGGCAGACGGCAACACUGGGUAGUGGAGGAAAUUCAUCACCACCUGGCACACAUCCUCAAUCUGCCGAAUGUGGUGGCUGUCCAGCUCCUUCUUCCAAUGGUCGUGGCGGAAGUCUGCUUGCCUGAAGGUGUUCAUGUACCUGUGGGGGACGGUGCAGUAUGGACAGUUGGAAUGCCUCUAUGUAAAGUAACUGCAUUUACUCAUUUGUAAUACUAUGCUUUUUUUUUUUAUAUAAGGGCACUGACCAAGGGCAAAAAAGAGUGCCAGUCCCAGAAGAAAGGUCAAAAGGAUCAUCCAAAUUUGGAGGAUAAAAAUCUCGAAAUUGAUUCAAGCUUGCAAUUUUUUGUCUUUUCAAUAAAAAAUUUUGAUAUUUUUUUUCAAAUAAUGUAGCCAUAUUAUCUGUAUACACCUCUACCUAUUGUAAUACAUUCCAUUGAUUUAUUUGCUUUAUCUGGAGAACUGUAAUAUUAACCAGGUGAUGUGGCUGACAAUAACACUAUUAGGUUAGAUACAGCUGCCAGUGAUUGGACCCGACUGUCUGUGUGAAGCAGCAGUGUUUGGCAUGGUGGAAGUGGUGAUUUCCUCCCACACACUCUAUGUGGCGACCUGGUGCUUGCAGGGACACUGGUACAAUGGACAGUAUGACUCAUGUAGUAGAUUAUAUUUGCACUGUAUAGAAAUGGGACUGAAUGAUGGGGGAAAGAGUGGAAAAUAUAGAUAAAGAAAGUGAGUCUUGCAUGGCACUAACCAAUUCUGUCAGCUGGGAGUUGUGGCCGGGGUGGGAAGUGAAGGAAACAUUAAUGAGGUACACACAGUCAUGCAGCAUUGGCACAAGUCUGCCACCAAGUGAGGGGAAGGACCUGCACCAGUCCAGGAUGCAUCUUUCACAGCAUGAUGUAGUCAGUCGCUAAUUUCUUUACAUUUUUAUAAAAAAUACAAGAAAUAAUAAAAUGUGUCCUAUAGAUGAGUGCUGUGUGGCAAUACAGUGCUGUAAUCAAUGGCAGUGCUUAUGGUCCUUUGUUGUUCACCUCCUAGGAUAUCAAGAGACAUGUUAUCACACCAUUGUUAUCAGUUAUGGUUUUCACUUUAUUGAUGUCAUAUUGAUGCAAUAAAGUGAUUCCUUUUUAAAGUUACUUUGGAAUCUUGUUCAGAGAUAUCAGGAAACUAAUGACUUAUUACAAUAAAGCACAUGAUCUUUGCAUGAUUACAGCUCUAUUUUCAA
Messenger RNA from Scylla paramamosain (green mud crab), 2725 nucleotides. RefSeq lists its product as uncharacterized. Bases 311 to 1420 code for a protein of 369 amino acids. Lineage: Eukaryota; Metazoa; Arthropoda; Malacostraca; Decapoda; Portunidae. The record is from RefSeq and is a predicted model, not a curated record. The transcript has 11 exons.